UUCCAAAACCCGUGUAGAUCCCGCCGCCAAGUUUGUUACCGAAACUUUUUUCGCCUCUUGCCAAAACAACAAUGUCUGCACCGAAUCAAGACAGGCGUUACAGACCCUGGCUAUCACAUUGUCUCAUAUCCAGGAUUAUUUAGGAAUUGAUUUACCACGCUGUGGAUUUUAUACAGUUCCCGACUGAGAUGCGUCAACUCAUGUGCCGGGUUGUCAUGGCACUUGUUGUCAUGGUCAUGAUGGUGGACGCCACAAGGAUCAGAAACAGAAGUACAAGAGCAAUUCUGAACGAGUUUAAAGUGAAGGAACGAGCGUGGAGGACAGCCUGUGAACGACACAACUGCACAUCGAAGAACCAAUGUCCAUAUUCGAAUGGUUGGCACAUUCUCGGGUCUGAUCCCGGCUGCUGCGGAAACUAUGGCGGCUGUUGCCAGCUCGCGUCGAUCGUCUGCUGGGUCCACGACCUCUUCUGUAGGUGCUGCGACUUCGGAGUCUUCAUCUGUGGUCCACUGUGUGAAAAAGACCCGGAUUGUCCCGUGGAAGAAGGCAGUGGAGAAAUCGACAUAAAGGAGAAUAUGACUGGAAUGUGAAGAACAGACGCAUACAGUAAAACGUAGUACGCUAAAUGUCAGCGAAGUCCUGUACAGCCGUUCGAACUAGCUUGCCUCGCAGUCCCUGAACCACAUUAUUUUCCCCUACUGCCUAGCCCUCCCUGCAAUGCUAAAGCCCUAAAUGCAGCAAGUCUAGAUUUCCUCAGGUUCUGAAUUUCCCAUCUCACUGUGGCUCCUUUUAAAUUUAAAUGUGUUCAUUUGUUACUAUUAUAUAUUCAGAGACUAAGUGUUACUUUUCCGUACGAGCCUGAACCCAAUGACGUAAAUACACGCGGUUAGCAGAUUGUUUCCUUUCCGUAUCUGGGCGGUGGGGUAGCCUAGUGGUUAAAACGUUGGCUCGUCACGCCGAAGACCCGGGUUCGAUUCUCAACAUGGGUACAAUGUGUGAAGCCCAUUUCUGGUGUCCCCCCGCCGUGAUCUUGCUGGAAUAUUGCUAAAAGCAGUGUAAAACUAAACACUCAUUUUCAGUUUCUUUUAAUGGGGACGAUUAGAAUAAGUGUGUGACAUGUUAGUACUCACAGCGUUUGACAUACAUGAAUAGUUAAAACAGCAACCCCUUUAAUCCGGAACCUCUCUAUUACGGCUGUUCAUAUGACCAUCCAUGACAUUUUCAGAUAGAUUACGUAACAGCAGUUAAGGAACACCCGAUUAUAUUCAUAAGCCCAUAGUUUGACUGUCGGUGCUGCUAUUGCAACACAGAGCCUUCCAGUUGUGGGUGUUCCUUUAACUUGUUUUAAUUAGGAUAUGUUGAUCUGAGCGACACUUCUGUGAAGGGCAUCAGAUCAAGGUCUCGAAUGACUGAGUUUCGAAACAUCUUUGAUAACGAUGUAUUUACCAACGAUAUAUGAAUAAUUGUUGGUGGUGUAUUUGAAAACUAUUUAACUAAAAUGAAUAAAUUAUUACGAACCA
Molecule: messenger RNA, 1520 nt
Organism: Haliotis rubra (blacklip abalone)
Lineage: Eukaryota; Metazoa; Mollusca; Gastropoda; Lepetellida; Haliotidae
Exons: 4
Coding region: 189-590 (133 amino acids)
Source: RefSeq, a predicted model, not a curated record